Messenger RNA from Striga asiatica, 1914 nucleotides. The record is from the annotation of a GenBank genome assembly. NCBI's taxonomy places the organism in Eukaryota, Viridiplantae, Streptophyta, Magnoliopsida, Lamiales, Orobanchaceae.
AUGAAUCAGGUCAUACCUCUAAGAAAUUCGUACUCUGUGGGGAGCUCGAGGGAAACCCGGUGCGGAAUCGCUGGAGGAGCGGUGGAUCUCGAUGAGGCGAGACGGCGUGGCGUAGAGAGAGAAAUGGGCAAGGAAGGAGAAAGAGGAGCUGUUUGGGGCACCUACACUGGCUAUGGCCAGCCGCACAAGGAUACCAGCAUCGGGGACUGUCAGCCAUCUCGUGGGCAGUUUGUAGUGUUUUUCUUGCGGCGAUCUAGGGCGUCGACAAGCGUCUUGUCCUACGCCAAGUUUUUCACGUGCGCUUUUUGGUGGGGACUGCAGGGAUUGCAAGGGUCUCUGUGUGUCGGGCGCUGUCCACGUGCAGGAUGCAUGUCGGGCACUGAAAGUGUGCUUGCGCGUUGGGCACUGCAUGCAUUGAGAACAGUCCGUGCGCGUUGGGCACUGACGUGCAGAUCACGAUCGUCGGAUGCUAGCGAGUUUCUCGCGGGUCUGUGCAUCACUGCACGGGUUGUUGUCGGGGAUCUCGUAGUCUGCUCAGAUGCCACCGAGUUGUGUGCGAUCGAGCAGGCAUCACCGAGCAUGGGUCACUUGGAGUUCAAACCGUCGUUACCGUUCUCGGGAAUUGCGCACGAAAACGGAACGAGGGUUGACGCACAACGAGGCUCAACGGCUCACGCUCGGCUCGCCGAAGGACUCUCGGAGGAGCUGCAGGGUCGCGGCCUUCCUCGACGGGGAUCGGCUGAGGCUCGCGGUGGAGUAGCGGCGACGAACGAGCUCGACGAGUCGCUGAAGAGAGUCGUGACAUCGCUGGGGGCGGCUGAUUGCGGCGGCGGGCAGAGGCUCGCCGGAAAAGUUCCGCGUGAAGGGAGAGAUCGCCGGACGUUGCACACGGGGUGCUCAUCGCGGAGUUGCUGCUCGCCGGCAGAGGAACUCGCUGGUGGUCUGGUCGCGGCGAAACUAAUCGGAGAUGAGGUGAUGAUAGGAGAUGAUAGCGACUCGCGAACAGGGAAAGAGGAGGGGUCACGGUGUGGCGAGGUCGCUGUUCACAGCGCGGUGACUUGCGCGGAGGCUGAGUCGCGGCGAGAGGAUCUGCAGGCGGGGUCGUCGGUGAUCGCUAGUUCACACUUUGGACGGCACAAAUCCUCGUCGUUUGCUACUUGCUGUCGCCGGAGGUGGAAGCUCACGGCUACUCGCUGGAAAAAUUCAAGGCCGGCUAUGCGGUGGUGCGAGAUGACCUCGGCUUGGCCGGACGACUGCUGUCACGCGAACACGGUCGGCGGGUUGCUGCUUGAAGUCGCCGACGGUCAGCUUUCUUGGGUGAUGACGAUGAACGGACCACCGCUCUCGAUGCGCUGCCAUGGAGUAUCGUCGGUGAAGGCGGCAAUAGGUGGAUCGCGAGGGUCAAAGGACUCGCCGGCUACAGAGGAACACGCCGUUGACAGCUUGCUCGCGAUGAGCUGCUCUUGUGGCGGUAGCUCGCCGGAGACGAAAGGCCGAUCGAAUUUCUCAGGAUGGAGCUUUGGACGGCACAAAUCCUCGUCGUUUGCUACUUGCUGUCGCCGGAGGUGGAAGCUCACGGCUACUCGCUGGAAAAAUUCAAGGCCGGCUAUGCGGUGGUGCGAGAUGACCUCGGCUUGGCCGGACGACUGCUGUCACGCGAACACGGUCGGCGGGUUGCUGCUUGAAGUCGCCGACGGUCAGCUUUCUUGGGUGAUGACGAUGAACGGACCACCGCUCUCGAUGCGCUGCCAUGGAGUAUCGUCGGUGAAGGCGGCAAUAGGUGGAUCGCGAGGGUCAAAGGACUCGCCGGCUACAGAGGAACACGCCGUUGACAGCUUGCUCGCGAUGAGCUGCUCUUGCGGCGGUAGCUCGCCGGAGACGAAAGGCCGAUCGAAUUUCUCAGGAUGGAGGUAA